ACCCUAAUUUUACUUCUCUGGGAAACAAUUUCUAGUUCUCUGGUAGCCUUUUCCUCAUAUAGCCGGCUGGUAGCGAAGACCAAAACCCUAACGCUAUAUCGUUUAUAGUAAUUUAACCUACAAUCUCUUCACUUGUUGUCUUCUUCGGAUCUCUGGUUUGAUUUCUCGGAGAUCAGGUGAAGUAAGAAGUCAUGGGAUCGAAACCGAAGGGUGAUUCUUCUUCCGAUAACCCGAACACAGGAGAGGGAGCGAGUCCUGGAAAGAUUUUUAUCGGGGGGCUAGCUAAAGAUACAAGCCUAGCGACGUUUACCAAGUAUUUUGGAAAAUAUGGGGAGAUAACCGAUUCGGUUAUAAUGAAGGAUCGAUAUACGGGGCAACCAAGAGGCUUCGGUUUCAUAACCUAUGCUGAUCCAUCCGUCGUUGACAAGGUUAUUGAAGAAAUCCAUACCAUCAACGGAAAACAAGUGGAAAUCAAAAGAACCAUUCCGAAGGGUUCCUUGCAGUCAAAGGAUUUUAAAACAAAGAAGAUAUUUGUUGGUGGGGUGCCUACAACUGUCACUGAAGAUGAAUUCAAAAAUUUCUUUUCCAAGUAUGGGAAGGUAGUGGACCACCAGAUUGUACGUGAUCAUGCAACUAACCGUUCUCGAGGAUUUGGAUUUAUAAUCUUUGACGCUGAACAAGUUGUAGAUGAUAUGCUAGCGAAGGGUAAUAUGAUUGAUAUGGAGGGUACCCAGGUGGAGAUCAAGAAGGCUGAACCAAAGAAACCCUCAAACCCACCACCUCCUGCAUUUGGUAGCGAUUCUAGGGGUCAUUCUUUUGGUGAUCCUCUCAGUGGAUUUGGUGACACAUAUAGUGGUUUUGGUGGUGGUUUUGGUGCUGCUUCCUAUAGGACGCCUGGAGGUCUUGGUGGUAGACUUGGUGGUUAUGGGGGGUAUGCUGGUGGAGGCGGAGAAUUUGGUGGUGGUUAUGGGAGUUUUGGCAGCAGUGGCCUAGGUGGGUACAGGGGAGAGUCCUCCCUUGGUUAUUCUAGUCGCUUUGGAUCAUAUGGUGGGGGAUUUGGAGGGGGUUAUGGUGGAAGUGGCUUAGGUGGUUAUGGACGAGGAGGCGAAGGUUAUGGAGGCUACGGCGGUUCGGGCUAUGGUGGUGGUUAUGAUUCUGGCCCUGGUGCCAGUUAUGGUGGGUCAAGUGGAUUAUAUGGAAGUAGAGCAGGUUAUAGUGGCAGUAGUAGGUACCAUCCUUAUGCGAGGUAGAAAAGAUGCAUGGAGUUGCAGUUGCUUAAGCUUCCUUCUAGCAGUACCACAUGGUGGCCUCUAGUUUUUCGUGUAUUACAUCUUGUGGCAGGAUAGAUACUGGCUUGCAGGUGCUAGAAGUGCUAGAAGUAUGUUUGCUUUCCUACCAGAGGGUGUUCAUCUAGAAGAUCAAGGAGAUUGUUGCUAGUUUUGUGUUUUGUUUCUUGGUUAUCUGUAUGUCCUACAUAAACUUUAGAUGAUCCAUUUAGUGUUUUGUGUCGGAUCGGUAGAAGACAUUAGAUUGGUAUUGAAUUUAGUUUGUUGUAGAUUUAAGCAUUUUUAUAGAGUUUGUUGCAUUUAAAUUAUAGUUUGAUCUUAAGAUAGACUUCUCUUCCUUAUGAAAUAGUUAGCUGCUAAAAGAUUAUUUGGUUAA
This is a messenger RNA of Macadamia integrifolia, 1662 nucleotides long. RefSeq names its product heterogeneous nuclear ribonucleoprotein 1-like. The record is from RefSeq and is a predicted model, not a curated record. Gene Ontology annotation, biological process: regulation of gene expression. The transcript has 6 exons. Gene Ontology annotation, cellular component: ribonucleoprotein complex; nucleoplasm. NCBI's taxonomy places the organism in Eukaryota, Viridiplantae, Streptophyta, Magnoliopsida, Proteales, Proteaceae. Gene Ontology annotation, molecular function: RNA binding. Bases 192 to 1250 code for a protein of 352 amino acids.